Messenger RNA from Triticum urartu, 5346 nucleotides. Its product is annotated as disease resistance protein RPM1. Gene Ontology annotation, molecular function: ADP binding. NCBI's taxonomy places the organism in Eukaryota, Viridiplantae, Streptophyta, Magnoliopsida, Poales, Poaceae. The record is from RefSeq and is a predicted model, not a curated record. Gene Ontology annotation, biological process: defense response to other organism.
UUACCUUUAUUAUUGCCCCAUCUUACGCGCGAUUACCAUCCUUGUCUUAAUUUUGAGGUCUAGAAUUUCUUCGUCUUAAAUUUGAGGAUACCAAAGCAGAGAGUAAGGUUUGGGAUCUGAAACUGCAGAUUAGUUCCUGCCGUCAGAUGGUUCUUGGUAGAUGUAAUCUUAGUUAGUGCCUGCCCCCAAGAUGGAGUAGUAAAGUAGACCUAGCUUAGCAGAUCUCAAGGAAAGUAUUACACUACAAUUACCACUAACUAAUUGUUGCAGCAUGUUAAUCCAUGGCACAGGCUUGUGUUUAUCGUCGUCCCUUAAGAAAAGAUCUCGGUUAGAUACAAAAAUUAUUUACGCGGUUUGACACUAUAGUUAACUAAAGCUACAAAUUCGGCCAAGCCGUGCUGAUCUCGGUCUCAAUCACAUCCACGGCAAUCCAUUCUAAAUUCUUCACAUGGACAUAUAUGUUGGCCAAAAGUACGUAUAUACUUGAGGGGAGGACGGACACUGUCAUGCUAAUUAAUUUGCAUUUUGGUGGUUGUAUGCAUCUUGAGAUUCACAGGGUGAUAAAAUAGUAUGUUAUCAUCGGGAAGGAGAUAUGUAUUCCUCAGCCUUGAUCAGAGCUAUCUUUUGACGCGUGGAUCUGACAAUAAUACUUUGUGCUUACAAAAGGUCCUACUUAACAAGGGCUAGUUGAGCUGACGGAUCAUGACCAUCGGGGCAGGAACUUCCGUUCAGAUCCAAAUCUAGCCAAUGCCACUUCAUAAACUAUUCAGUGGUAACAAAGAGUAAAAAGAGUAAGCAAGCUUAACAACCUGACAGCUAGCCCACGUUCAGUAAUUAGUUAAUUAGCUCUGUCCAGUGCAGCUGUCAGCAAGUUUUGUUACGUUUAAGUUUUAGAUAAUGACAAGAUGGCAUGGAAUCACUGCAAUGUGUUAUACACAUGCACCCCAGAACGCUGUGAUAUAUUUGCUCAACCCAAUAUUAAGAUGAGAACUGAAGAUUAAGCAAUUAGGUAGUUUCCCUUCCGUUCAUAUCCAACAGAAGCCCCGUCUUCCUCUUCACCAGGAUUGAGUUGCUCUAUCCCGAGCUGAAUGAGCAGGACAUCCAGCCAUCUCAAACGUUGGUUCUCACCAGGAUUAAUUGGGGUGGAUGGCUCACGCGGCUUUUCAAAACCUAUUAGGUUGUAGUCUGGCUUGCAGAAGAUUGGUCAUGUGCAGUUUCUUUACUCAAGCCUUGGAUAAAAAUUGAGAUGCAAAAGAUGAAGCUAUAGGCAAGGAUUUCAAUGUAGUUUGAUGAAAGUUUCAGUUUUGUCAGCUAUUUUCAUUUUUGUGUGUGUUCUGGUUUCUUCGAUAUAGCAUAUUCUUUUAGUUAAUGAAUAAAGUCAGAUCAUUCCGAAACAAAUAAAAAAGAGAGGAUAGGGACGCUGGUGGUGGUGGUUGGGGGAGGUGCAUUUGGCCAGAAAGUCGUCAGUUGGUGGGACGCACGUACUGUUAAACUCAUUUAGUUCAGAAAAUUAGUGUACCCUUGCAGCUCUUGAUUCUUUUUCAUGAGUAGCAUAUAGAAUGUCAACUUGGUUGAGCACAUUGAUUAUAACUUGGUUUAGACUUAAGAGACCUCUGAGGAUUUUUCACCACAUGACCACCUAAACACUCAGAGAAACAGGGCAACCAAGAAUACACGUGCAUACACCAGAUCCAUUUGAAACUCUGCUCGAGUUCUCGGACGUGAUCCCAGAUCCACCAUGGCAGAGGGUGUUGUAGCGUUGCUGAUUGCCAAGCUUGGUUUUGCCUUGGCAAAAGAGGCAGCAACCUUUGGUGCAUCGCUGCUAUGCAAGGAAGCAUCUGCACUCAAGGGUCUCUUCGGCGAGAUCCGUGAGGCCAAGGAGGAGCUGGAGAGCAUGCAGGCCUAUCUCCAGGGGGCGGAGCGGUUCAAGGACACCGAUGAGACCACCGGCAUCUUCGUCAACAAGGUUAGGGGCUUCGCCUUCGAGAUCGAGGAUGUGGUCGACGAGUUCACCUACAAGCUGGAAGACACCCAUGGGGGAUUCACGACCAAGAUGAAGAAGAUGGUCAAGCACAUCAAGGCAUGGCGCCGUCUGACACUCAAGCUCCAAGAUAUUAAGGGCAGGCUUCAGGGUGCAGAUAGGAGAAAGGUCCGCUACGACAUGAGAGGGAUUGAUAGAGGGGGCUGCAACAAUGUUCAGUCAAGAUCUGCUGACCAUUCUCUGAAUCCUCCUAGGGAAGAGGAUCUUGUGGGUAUUGAGGAGAACAAGGACAAGCUGAUGCACUGGCUGGUGGGUGAUUUGGAGGAGCAGGGGAGCAAGAUUGCAACUAUUUGGGGAAUGGGAGGUGUGGGUAAGACCACUUUGGUUCAUCAUGUGUACAAGGCCGUGAAGAUGGACUUUGCUAAAUAUGCGUGGAUAACAGUAUCAAGUAGCUACCAAGUUGAAGACUUGUUGAGACAGAUAGCAACUGAACUCGGUGUCGCAAUUGGCCUCGCGGACGCAAACAGGAACCUGGUUGAGGUAAUCCACAAUCAUCUGCAAGGUUCAGAAUAUCUCAUAGUUCUGGAUGAUGUUUGGCAUUUGGAUGUUUGGUUUAAGGUAAGGAAUGCAUUUCCUACAGAAAGCACUAGUCGAUUUGUCAUCACCACUAGAAUCCAGGAGGUGGCAUUGCUGGCAACAAAAAACUGUACAAUCAAAUUGGAACCAUUAGAAAGACAUCAUGCAUGGCAGUUAUUUUGCAAUGAAGCCUUUUGGAACAAUGAGAAAAAAACAUGCCCAGAUGAACUACAAAUUUUAGCUCAAAUGUUUCUGGAUAAGUGUGGUGGCUUGCCCAUUGCUAUUGCUUGUGUAGGCCGCUUGUUGUCAUGCAGGCAUCCAACAUACUCUGAAUGGAAAAGUUUAUACAAGGAGUUAGAGUUGCAGCUCAGUAAUAAUGUGAUCCUCGAUGUUAAUGCUGUUCUGAAAGUCAGCUUGGAGGACCUUCCAACUGAUCUGAAGAACUGUUUUCUGUACUGCACAAUGUUUCCAGAGGAUUAUCUGUUCCAAAGAAGACAGGUAAUGAGGCAUUGGAUAGCAUCUGGAUUCAUUAAAGAAGCAGGGAACAAAACAUUGGAUGAAGUGGCAGAGGGUUACCUGAACAAACUUGUAAACAGAAGCCUACUGCAGGUGGUCGAGCGGAACCGGGCUGGCCAAGUUUAUAGGUGCCGAAUGCAUGACAUUCUCCGUGUUUUAGCUCUCACUAAAUCAGAAGAGGAAUCCUUUUGUCAUGUUUACAAUGGCUUAACGCCUUUUUCGACCAAGAAGACGCGUCGUCUGUCAAUUCAGAGUACAAACGUGGAACAAUUGGCCCCGUUGCUGUGUGCAACAAGUCUCCGCUCUCUGCAUGUUUUUGAGAGUCAUCUGAGAAUUGAUUCUCUAGAGGCUUUCCUCAAACCUUUCAACUUACUGUCAACAUUGGAUCUGCAGGGAGUUCAAAUCAAGAGACUACCCAAGAUUGUCUUCAACUUGUUUAAUCUCCGCUUUCUAGGUCUUCGAGAUACUCAUAUUGAGUAUCUCCCAAAAGAAAUAGGAAGGUUACAGAACCUGGAAGUCCUUGAUGCUUACAAUUCUAUGCUAUCGGCGCUUCCAGUGCAAGUAGCCACACUUCGGAAAUUGAAAUACCUGUAUGUGGUUACUAUUCCAGCUGGAGCUGACGAGAGAGUUCUUACUUUUGAAGGGAUCCAGGUGCCUAAGGGUAUCGGCAAUUUGACCGACUUGCUGGCCCUGCAACUUAUCGAAGCUAGCAGUGAGGUUCUGUUUCAGCUAGGAUAUUUGACCAAGAUGAGAAGUUUUUCUAUCACUAAAGUUAGGAGUGGUCAUUGGGCAGAUUUGUGUGGGGCCAUCGCGAAAAUGGUUCAUCUUGUUCAUGUAACAAUCCAUUCACUUGAUCAAAGGGAAGUUCUGCAGCUGGAAUCACUAUGCUUACCACCAACAGUUUCGGAAGUUGUAAUAUAUGCGCAGCUGGACCAAAGAGUUCUACCUCAGUUCGUCUCAUCCAGUUCAAAACUCAUUAACCUCACUGGUUUACAUUUGGGUUGGUCCAAAUUAGAUGAAAACUCUUUUGCGUGCCUCUUGGGUUUGCAUGGCUUAGUUACACUUGUCCUUAAUAAGGCUUAUGAUGGAAAGGAGCUGAACUUUCCUGCAACAUCACUUCCAAAACUCAAAUAUUUACGGAUAUGGGAUGCUCCAAAUCUCAGCAGAGUUACAAUUAAACAACGUGCGAUGCAAAAUAUUGUUCAACUAAUUCUCACUGACUGUCCAGAAUUGAAACAUCUUCCUCAUGGCAUCGAGCAUCUUAGUACCCUCGAGUACCUGAAGCUGUGCGAUAUUUCCGAAGAGCUGACACGGAAGCUUCAGCUAAAUGAGGAAUCAAAGGAAUGCAAUGAAGAUUGGAUGAAAAUUAGCCAUGUGAGAUGGGUUGACUUUAAUUAGGUGUAGUGAGUGCAGGCAGGGGUUUCUAGUUGGAGAUGCAACGUUUGUAGUGUGCUAUACCUUUUCCAGUUUGAAAUGGUGAAGUACUUCUCCUUUAUUAGUGUUUUGAUCUUUGUUGGUGAUGCCACAUCCAUUUUCCCCUUGCUUUCUCGAGUGAACUUAUUUCUACACAGUUGGUCAUCUAGCUUCAUCUUGUUAUUUGAUGAUGUCAUGUGGGCGGUAUGUAGAACUUUCAUUUUACCGUCAUCUCAACAAUUAACCCAGUUUUAAAUUCAAGUUUCCUGUACUCAAAUUCCAAUUAACAGUUUCGUUAACCAAAUAUGUGCGCUUGACUGUACAGUGGUAGGUUUCCGUAUACCUUGAUGUGUUUGCUUCCUUAGGUUCAUGUUCACAAGGCAACAAAUAAGGUUCCAGGGUGAAGAUGUGAAUUAAUGUGUGCAUGAAGAUCCGUUUGUGAUAUUAAGAAUCAUUUGGCUCCAUAUAUAUGUAUGUGCAUCCUUUGAUGCAUAAUGCAAGCAAGUAAUUCAGUUGCAGCCAUGGAAUGGUCCAUCGAGAAUGAAAAACAAAACAAAACUAGAGAGUCCAAACGGAAAAGCAUCUCAUACAAAAGAGGGGCCAACAGCACUACUGAAAUUUCUGACCUCAAAAGCCCAGUAUUGUUUCCUUUUAGCUCUGUAUGUGAGCCAAUGCAGAUCUAUUCCCUAUACUGGUGUUCUUGUCGGCAGUAAAAAAUAUUUUUUUGUUUAUAUUAGUAUGUCAGAAUGCUAUGUAGCACCUCCUAUUUAGUCAGGCUACUGCAACAACAUAUUGAUGAUUUUGCAUGAUGACACGUUACUAUUUUUCCUGUACACGCUGUUAAAAAAAAGGGUGUUGGU